AUGAGUGACAUUGUUGUUAGUUUUGUGUUUGAGAACCUAAAAAAUUUGCUCAUCUAUGAGGCAAAUUUGUUUCUUGGAGUGAAAGAGCAAGUCGAUUUGCUCCAAGAUGAUCUUGGCUUUAUGGAUUCCUUUCUCAAAGAUUCUGAAGGGAAGCAGAACGAGCAUUACACGGUGAAGGAGCUGAUCAGCCAAAUCAGAGAUGCUGCUUUUCAGGCUGAGGAUGUCUUAAGCAUAUACAUGGCUCACAUCAUAAAGCAACGAAGGAGGAACCUGCUGCAGAAGUUAUUCCACUCAUUUAGUCAUGCAAGCAUGCUUCAUGAGGUUGCAGACGAAACAACGAGAAUCAAGAACAAGAUCGACAACAUUUACGCUAAUAGAUCAAAAUUUGGCAUAGAAGCUGGAUCUCAAUCGCAUUUCGAUGAGGAGGCAGAACGAUUGCUUGAGCAACGACGGAGAGAUGUCGAGGAAGUCGAUGUGGUGGGCUUCAUCAAUGACACAACAACAUUGGUGGAUCAACUUACUGAUGGAAGGAGCUUACGGCUUGAGAUAACUUCGAUCAUAGGGAUGGGUGGUGUGGGAAAGACCAUGCUUGCAAGAAAAAUUUAUAACAAUUCUCGUAUCAAGAAUCACUUUGAUCGUUGUGCAUGGGUUAAUGUAUCUCAAGAAUACAAAACCCGUAGAUUGCUUCUUGAUAUGUUGAAGUGUUUUAUGUCAUUAUCAGAUGAUAUAUACCAAAAAUCUUAUGAAGAACUUAAACACACACUACGUGACAACUUGAAAGGAAGAAGGUAUUUUGUUGUCAUGGAUGAUGUGUGGAAACCUGAAGUUUGGGAUGAGAUAAAAGCAGCUUUUCCUGAUGAGUCAAAUGGAAGCAGGCUACUAAUCACUAGUCGGGAAAAAGCUGUUGCUACUCAUGCUAGCCCAACUCCUCCUUAUUUCUUGCCAUUUCUUGACGAGGAAGCAAGUUGGGAACUCUUUUGUAAAAAAGUGUUUCGAGGAGAAAAAUGUCCCUCUUAUCUAGAAAGUCUUUGA
Molecule: messenger RNA, 1032 nt
Organism: Ziziphus jujuba (common jujube)
Lineage: Eukaryota; Viridiplantae; Streptophyta; Magnoliopsida; Rosales; Rhamnaceae
Product: disease resistance protein RPP13-like
Exons: 1
Coding region: 1-1032 (343 amino acids)
Biological process (GO): defense response to other organism
Molecular function (GO): ADP binding
Source: RefSeq, a predicted model, not a curated record